Colletotrichum truncatum is the source of this 855-nucleotide messenger RNA. RefSeq lists its product as uncharacterized. The record is from RefSeq and is a predicted model, not a curated record. Gene Ontology annotation, cellular component: nucleus. NCBI's taxonomy places the organism in Eukaryota, Fungi, Ascomycota, Sordariomycetes, Glomerellales, Glomerellaceae.
AUGGCUGUCAAGAACGUUAACGUGUUUGUCAGCACUUUCGCUGGUCUGGGCCUUCCAUCAACAUUGGUCCUCCCCGUACCAUCAUCAACUUCUCUAUCGGAGCUUCGACAACAACUCGAUGAGAGGCUGCCUUCUACGGAAAGUCGACUCAUUCUGACAACCGUGUCGAACAAGGAGCUGUCUGCUUCUUCCUCACGACCAGUGUCGGACUUGCUUUCCUCCAUCAAAGAUGACUUUGUUUCACUGCGACUUUCGGUACCGCUUUGCGGUGGCAAGGGUGGUUUCGGAUCCCAGUUGAGGGCUGCUGGAGGUCGCAUGUCCUCCAAAAAGAAGCGCAACCAGGGCGAUGCCAACAACUCGAGCAGAAACCUUGACGGCAGACGCCUACGUACAGUAACCGAGGCCAAGGCUCUGGCCGAGUAUCUCGCUAUAAAGCCGGAAAUGGAGAAGAAGGAGAAAGAGAGGCGACGUGAGAGGUGGGAGCAGAUUGUUGAACUGGCAGAGAAACGCGAAGAUGAGAUCAAGAAUGGUGGCAAGGGCCGUCUUGAUGGAAAGUGGGUUGAGGACAAGGAAGAGUCAAACGAGAGAACCCGUGAUGCCGUCCUCGCUGCGAUGAAGGCUGGCAACUACAGAGACAACUUCUUGGGCACAUCACAAGGAUCUACGGGAUCUGAAGAGACCGAUGGGGCAGUGUCGAGUGAGGAGGAAAAGGCAGAGGGUAGCAGCUCUAAAGAGUCAACCCCUCCUUCAGAACCGGUCAAGGUCGCCAAGGAAAAGCCGAGAACAUUUUUUGGGUUCGAUGAAGACGAUGAGUUUAUGAGCUCAGAUGAUGAGGAUGAUGUUAAGGCAAAGUAA